UGUCUUCAUUUUCCUCCGCGAUUUUUCUCUAUCCAAACGCCAUCUUUCCGUGAAAGAAAAAUGGCCGAUCAGCUUACUGACGACCAGAUCUCUGAGUUCAAAGAGGCUUUCAGCCUAUUCGACAAGGACGGCGAUGGGUGCAUUACUACCAAGGAGUUGGGAACUGUAAUGUGAUCGCUUGGCCAGAACCCUACUGAGGCAGAACUCCAAGAUAUGAUUAACGAAGUUGAUGCCGAUGGAAAUGGAACCAUAGAUUUUCCCGAAUUCCUUAAUUUGAUGGCAAGAGAGAUGAAAGAUACUGAUUCGGAGGAGGAACUCAAAGAGGCAUUCAGGGUGUUAGACAAGGACCAGAAUGGUUUCAUUUCCGCCGCCGAGCUUCGUCAUGUCAUGACGAAUCUUGGUGAGAAGCUUACGGAUGAGGAGGUCGAUGAGAUGAUCUGUGAAGCUGACGUCGAUGGCGAUGGACAGAUAAACUACGAGGAGUUUGUCAAAGUCAUGAUGGCCAAGUAAGAGUCUUUAUCAAUCGAGAUCCGAAUAUAUUCUCGUUAGGACAUCUACGUGUUUUUUGUUGUGGGUUUCGUGUUUACAUUUGCUCUGUUUUGUUCAUUAGUAUCUAUCAUUUA
Molecule: messenger RNA, 623 nt
Organism: Hibiscus syriacus
Lineage: Eukaryota; Viridiplantae; Streptophyta; Magnoliopsida; Malvales; Malvaceae
Product: calmodulin-2/4-like
Exons: 2
Coding region: 214-510 (98 amino acids)
Molecular function (GO): calcium ion binding; enzyme regulator activity
Source: RefSeq, a predicted model, not a curated record